This is a messenger RNA of Bombyx mori (domestic silkworm), 2417 nucleotides long. RefSeq names its product spatzle-like protein (gene spz4). The coding region runs from base 755 to 2140 and encodes 461 amino acids. The transcript has 6 exons. Gene Ontology annotation, molecular function: Toll binding; growth factor activity. The record is from RefSeq and is a predicted model, not a curated record. Gene Ontology annotation, cellular component: extracellular region. Lineage: Eukaryota; Metazoa; Arthropoda; Insecta; Lepidoptera; Bombycidae. Gene Ontology annotation, biological process: innate immune response; central nervous system formation.
AAACACAGCUUGAUUCUCGUCAUAGAACGGAACCUAAUUUUUGUAUCGUGUGAAUUUGUAAUGUAACGCAACGUCCGACGGCUUUAACAGAGUGCAAUAAAAGAAAUCACCGUGAUUGAUGAUUACCUGUGAACGAUCAUUAAAAAUGACCGCUAACUUUAAUACGGUUUUCGACUCGCGAAUUCUGAUGAUCUUGUUGUAAACGAUUGACAGGUGUCUAUAGAUAUACUUAGGUACACGUUUAGCUGAACCUGUUUGUAAUGAAGCCGACGAUGUUGUGGAUAAGCUAACCGAACAUUUGUUUAACAAAAUUGAUUCAAAAAUUUUACAGCUUCUUUCGCAAUUUAUCAAAUAACAUGUCAAAUUUAUUGCUGUUUGAUAUUCCAGCAUUAUUUUGACUAGUGUCUAGUGAAAUGGAAUUGGAACGAAGAGAAUAAUCACUUGAAGAACGUUACAAAGUACAUACUUAAUAAUAAUAAUAUGGUCAAUUACAAAUGAAAACGCAUAUCAAUACUCAACGGAAAGCGUGUAGCGAACAUCAUCACAUUAUAUCUUCCUUGAUCCGUAAAAGAUAAACGCACCGGUAAUUUUUCCUUUUGAGAUCGUUCUGUGGGUGCAUGUUGCAGUUUGCAGUCCUUGCCAAUGACAUUGUGUUUUAUGUGAGACCCUCAGUCGGUGGCCAGCCGUGGCACAGAACGGUUGGUAUCACAAUGUACGUGCGCGCGUCUGCAGUGAAAGUUCCCUAGUCUGCGAAAUGUUGAUCGCGAUCGCUUUCCUGUUUGUGGCGAUAUGGACAGGAGGCAGCUACGGCGCGGACUACGCGACCGCCUGCGCCAGGUCUGGGCGCUCGCACCGAGGCAGGAUGCCGCAGGUUGCUCCCUGCGACCUCAGCAAACAUAACUACUGCACCGCACCUGGGACCAGCUACCCUUGGAACGCAAUACGAAGAUUUGUGAGAGAAAAUCAGGGUCUAAUGAAACGCAUGUAUGGUGAAGAACGACACAUAUCAAUCUUAAAAUCCGAACUAGAAAACUACAUUGAAGACGACUACGAAGAACCUCUAUUGAAACAGUCAGGCUUCGCCGAAGACAUCGUCAAGGCUAAAAUGAUGUACACUAAAACAAGUCAAGGACGUGCCAUGAAAGAUCGACCCUACUUUCGUCCUAUUAAUAGCGAAAAGACAAAAAAGACGGAAAAUGACACUCUUAAAGUGAAACCUUUAGAAAUAAUCGAGAAUAAAACAAUACAUAAUGAUGAUUCUAAUAGAACUGAAUCUAAUAAUGAUGAAGGUCUUUCAUAUAAAACCAAACUGGAGAGCAUAGCUAACAUUGAAAUCAAUAACUUAGACCAAGAAAUUAUUACUCUAGAAGCGGUAAUAAAACAGAGCAUUGAAACAAACAGCAUAUACCCGAAAUCUUCUACAGAUAUUGAUGCAAUAGACGAGAAGAAUACAACCGAUAUUUCAAACGCCACGUCCGCAGAUUUUAUCAACACAACUGAUGUUAUCACAGAUAAAUUAGAAGAAACAACAGAAUCUGGAAAAGAUGGAUGGAAUCCAAUGAACGUUGAUACUUCUACUUUACCUCCAACGUUACUCUUUUCUGAGCACGAGAGGAUAAAAAUCGAGAAGAAUGAAAAUAAAAUUAAUGAGAAAAAAGAUGAGGUGAGAGUGAAGCCACAGCACCAAGAGGGAUCCAGACCUGCAGUCAUUAAGCUUGGCGGAGCCAACGCGUGUGAAUCCACUGAGACUCUAACAGCGCCGUUCUGGGCCAACAGCACCAGAGGGGAAGUAUUAGCAUUACUGAAUAUGCACCCGUUUGAGCAGUACAUACACAUGGAGACCUGCUUGCAUGAACGGAAACAGAUGUACUGCAGAGAAGGAUGCAGAUGUGAGCAACAAUACCGUCUCCACCGUCUCCUGGCGUAUGACCCUCGUAACGAAUGCAGAGGAAUCUUCGCAGACUGGUUUAGGUUUCCGACCUGCUGCGUUUGCAAGUGUUACGACGUGCCGGUCGAGUUCCGAGCUCGAUCGCCUCGGAUCCUACAUCCUCAGUACGACGAAAAAGUCAAGAGAGUCAUUUUUGAAGACGUCGCCAGGGACUGGUACAUGUCCGCUUAUGAUGAUGAGGAUUUCCUUUGAGAUUUGUAUAUCCUGCCUUCAAGACUGAUUCAGCGGUUAACAGUAAUCUAAGAACCCACCUAAGAAAUAUAUUUAUUAAAAAAUUAUUAAAAAAAAAGAAGCGUAUAUUAAAAUGUAUUUAACUAUUUACGUUUGUUACUGACUCAUACUCGUUGUAUUUAUUAGUUUAAGUUAACUUAUUAUAGAUGUAAAUUAUAUUUGUUAUGUUUUAUAAAUUGUAUUCGGAUUUUAUUAAUCCAUUAAUUUAACAUUAUAAUUAAUUAAAAAUUCAAUCUUA